This is a messenger RNA of Cynara cardunculus var. scolymus (artichoke), 2227 nucleotides long. RefSeq names its product outer envelope protein 61. Lineage: Eukaryota; Viridiplantae; Streptophyta; Magnoliopsida; Asterales; Asteraceae. Gene Ontology annotation, molecular function: protein binding. Bases 288 to 2042 code for a protein of 584 amino acids. The transcript is spliced from 11 exons. The record is from RefSeq and is a predicted model, not a curated record.
GUCAACAAACCGCAUCGGUGGAAUUAGUUCUGUCGUAGGUAGGCGCCUUCAACCAAAUAAAACACCACAAUUCACAGGAACACAUUCGAAUCAAGGCCUUCCAUUCAAUCAAAUCAAAUCAAAUCAAAUCUAAUACUGCUAAUCGUCUCCAUACUCGAGCGUUUUCCUCUGCAUCAGGCCUCUCAGCUCUUCAAUUUCUUGCUUCGCAUCGUGAGAUCGAAGGCAACAACGCAUUCUACGUUGUCGAUAUUACUUUUGUGUUUUGAAACUGGUGAAAUUGCUUGAGGAUGUUUCCUGGUAUGAUGGAUCCGGAGAUGAUGAGGCUUGCUCAAGAGCAGAUGAGUCGUAUGUCACCCGCCGACUUAUCCAGGAUCCAACAACAGAUGAUGUCUAAUCCCGAUUUAAUGAGAAUGGCUACAGAUAGCAUGAAAUAUAUGAAACCCGAGGACUUGAGGCAUGCUGCAGAACAGUUGAAGUCUACUCGACCAGAUGAGAUGGCAGAGAUAGGUGAGAAGAUGGCCAAUGCAACACCAGAGGAGCUAGCUGCUAUGCGUUCUCGAGUAGAUGCACAAUUAAGCUAUGAAUUAAAUGCAGCUCAGAUGCUGAAAAAACAGGGGAAUGAACUUCACAGUCAUGGAAGGUUUAAAGAUGCCUUGGAGAAGUAUAUGCGGGCAAAAAAUAAUCUAAAAGGCGUUCCUGUGUCUAAAGGUGGAACUCUCCUCCUCGCAUGCUCUCUUAAUUUGAUGUCAUGUUACUUGAAAACGGGACAGUAUGAUGAGUGCAUAGAAGAAGGUACUGAGGUAUUGGCAAGCGAUGCAAGGAAUGUCAAAGCUCUUUAUAGGAGAGGUCAAGCAUAUAAAAGUUUAGGACAACUAGAAAAAGCUGUGUCUGACUUGUCUAAAGCACUUGAAUUUUCCCCUGACGAUGAAACUAUCGCAGAUGUUUUAAGGGAUGCCAAGGAAAGAUUAACUGAACAAGGUGAUGAGGAUGCACCAGGAGGCAUAAGAAUCGAGGAAAUUACUGAUGAAGAGCCAACUCCAUUAUCCGAGAAUCAUCAAACUUCAUCUUCGGAAUUUUCUGAGAGGAAAAAAGCUGUUGGUAAACGAGUGAGCAGUCAAAGUGUGAACACUAGUGCUUGUUUUCCAACCAAGCCGGAAUAUCUGGAGGCUCUAAAGGAUGACAAAGAAUCCAUCAGAUCCUUUCAGAACUUCAUGUCUCAAGCUGAUCCAGAAACCAUGGCAUCUCUGAGUAGUGGGAAAUUUGAAAGCAUAUCUCCUGAUAUGGUGAAGACUGCCUCAAAUGUAAUUAGCAAGAUGCCACCUGAAGAAUUUCAGAAAAUGCUUCAAAUGGCUAGCUCCUUCCAGGGAGAGAACCCAUUGUUGAAUAGGAGCUCCACAGGCUCCAGUUUUGACAGCUCUAAUCAUGGGUCAGGCAUACCCAAUGUCACACCUGACAUGCUUAAAACGGCAAAUGAUAUGAUGAGUAAGAUGCCGGCAGAGGAGCUCCUAAAGAUGUUCGAAAUGGCGUCAUCUUUGAAUGGGAAAUAUCCAUCAUCAGCAGAGGGUGGUUUACAGUCAAAUAGGAAUAAUUCUUCAGAAGGCCAAGAAAGUCGGAGAAGUUCAGAUAAUGGAAAUAAUGUUGAGAGCUAUCCUUCCCAAGGGUUUUUGAAUUCAAGAAGUGCACCUCAACCAAGCUUCCCUAGCCCUAGCUCUGAUAUUCGGGAACAACUGAAGAAUCCAGCCAUGCGUGAGAUGAUGUCAUCAAUGAUGAAAAAUAUGAGCCCUGACAUGAUGGCAAACAUGAGUCAACAAUUUGGAGUUAAACUCUCUCGCGAGGAUGCAGAAAGAGCUCAACAAGCGAUGUCAUCUCUGUCACCGGAGAACCUGGAUAGAAUGAUGAAGUGGGCAGAUCGAAUACAACGAGCUGGUGAAGGUGCUAUAAAAACGAAAAAUUGGCUCCUAGGGAGGCAGGGGUUGGUUAUGGCAUUAUGUAUGCUGGUUUUCGCAAUCUUUCUCCAUUGGCUGGGUUACGUUGGCAGUUAAAAUUAAUCGACAACACACGGAUACUGGAAAGCAUGUUAUCUUCAACGUAAUUUGGGGUGGAAUGCACAGAUUAGAACAAGUUAUUUUUUGUUUUCUUGAGGUGAAAAUUGAAUCAUGUUUUAGUUUUUUGAUAAUGAAUUGUUGGAAUAAGUUAUAAGAAUUACCUGAAUAAUUAUUCUCUCGGC